Arctia plantaginis is the source of this 1191-nucleotide messenger RNA. NCBI's taxonomy places the organism in Eukaryota, Metazoa, Arthropoda, Insecta, Lepidoptera, Erebidae. The record is from the annotation of a GenBank genome assembly.
AUGUUUCAUAGUAAAGUAAUGCACUGUACAAUUUGCUUGAAACAUGGUGCGGUGGGCUUGUCGAAUAGUGUACUUCUGCAACAGUUAGCACGGAUAUCAACAUCACAAGGGUGGAAUAGUAAGCUUCCACUAACUACACAGACAACAGCCUCAGUGAAAAGCAAAAAUGUGCAAAAAGACACCAGAAUGUGGAAGGAGACACCAGCCCAUGAUAGGAAAAAUAAUUUAGGAAAUUACUGUAUGAUGCUGUCUAAGUUUCGGUUAAGUUCCUUGGUAGUGAUGACCUCGAUGGCCGGUUAUGCUCUCGCACCUGCACCCUUCAACCUUACUACAUUCGCUCUUUGCGCCGUCGGCACUGGCCUAACGUCGGCUGCAGCUAAUUCAAUUAACCAGUUCCAUGAAGUACCAUUCGAUGCUCAAAUGUCCAGAACGAAAAACAGAGUGCUUGUCAAAGGAUUAUUGGAGCCGGUCCACGCGAUAGGAUUCGCGACAGCGGCAGGUACCACAGGACUUGGACUGCUAUACUUCGGGGUCAACCCGCUUACUGCAGCAUUGGGGGCUACGAACCUCAUACUUUACACAUCUGUCUACACACCUAUGAAGAGGAUAUCAAUUUUAAAUACUUGGCUUGGGUCUGUAGUCGGAGCGAUACCUCCUCUAAUGGGCUGGGUGGGGUGCACGGGCGCGCUCGAUCCAGGCGCCAUCGUUCUUGGUGUGAUCUUGUACUCCUGGCAGUUCCCUCACUUUAACGCGCUCUCGUGGAAUUUACGGCCCGAUUACUCACGAGCUGGAUACAGGAUGAUGGCUGUUACUGAUCCAGCAUUAUGUAGAAGAGUGGCUCUCAGACACACAGGUGUGAUCGUCGGUACUUGCCUCGCCUCCUCUUACUUCGAAGUUACUAACAUGUGGUUUGCAGUAGAAUCACUACCGUUAAAUCUAUAUUUUAUGUACUUAGCAUGGCAAUUUCACAAAAAAUCAGACAGUAGCAGUUCAAGGAAGCUAUUCAGGUUUUCAUUGAUACACUUGCCCGCAUUAAUGCUGCUGAUGCUAGUCAAUAAGAAGAGUUGGUAUAGCAGCAAGGAACAAGAUACUCCGAAGGUGCAAGAUGUGAACAAGCUACCUGAUUCUAGAAUAUCAGUAUUACCUCGUAGACCAAUUGUCGCCGCACAAGAGGCUGAAUCAGAAAUAUAA